CAAUGUCACUGCCGCCAAUCCAGCCUCACCUCUGACGUCAGCCCAAUAAGCCUCAGCCGGCCGACGAGUGCGGCAGAAAACAUCUCAAAACCACAAAACAAACGGUUUAUUCUCAGACAAUCCUCGAAAGACACAGAAUUACCGCAUUUCAGUACUAUGAAAACCACCGUGCGGAAUCCCUUGGCCGCGUUGUCGCCCUGGAACUGGAACGUCAACUCGGUGGUUCUGAUUCUGCUAUUGGUAAUGGGAGGCAUGGCCUUAUUCUCGCACAAUCGCUUCUCAGAUAUGGUGGGUGUGGCGUGGAAGGACAUUGAUUUUUUGGCUUUGGAAAUCCCGCAAGACAUAAAAUCGGCUGUGAAGCAACAUCCGUCCGAGAUCAGAGAGCGCCAGGUGGACAUUCAAGGCUUGAAAGUGGCGUAUUUAGAGGCCUUGCCCGGAUCUGUGGUGGAACCCAGUGGACAAACCGUGCUUUUACUUCACGGUCAGGCCUUCAAGGCCUCCACGUGGCAUCGGGAACUGCCAACCCUUCAAACGAUUUCGGCCAUGGGACACCGAGCGGUGGCCAUUGAUCUUCCAGGAUUCGGAAACACGCCGGCCCAGACUGUGGACGAAGCCAAGUUCAUGGAGGCUGUCAUCAGGGCCUUGUCGCCGGAGGCCAAGCCCAUAUUGGUUUCGCCCUCCAUGUCAGGAUCAUAUUCCCUGCCUCUGGUUAUGAACCAACCGGAUCUGGUUUGUGGCUACAUUCCCGUGGCUCCCGUGAUGACCAAUCUCUUCACAACCGAUCAAUAUAAGGCGGUCCACACGCCUACUUUGAUUGUUUACGGAGAGCGAGAUACGUCCUUGGGGCGAACUUCCGCUCAGCAUCUGGUGCAAAUCCCAACCUCGAGCCAACCUCAGAUCAUUCCCAAAGCCAGACAUCCGUGCUACUUGGACGAUCCGGACCGAUGGCAUGCCCUCAUCUUUAACUUUGUCAGGCAACUCAAGAGCGCUUGUUAACAGCUCUGGCGACUUUGAAAACGAAUAGCAUUGUGCAUCUGUGAUAUAUCGAUUUAAAACGCACACAUCAUGGUUUUGUCGUGGUAUCCGUCGAGUUUCCAUUAAACAAAAACACUUGAAUAAAAUUCAGCUGCUGAGGCCAACAAGGAA
This is a messenger RNA of Tigriopus californicus, 1146 nucleotides long. Its product is annotated as putative protein-lysine deacylase ABHD14B. The record is from RefSeq and is a predicted model, not a curated record. Gene Ontology annotation, cellular component: cytoplasm. Lineage: Eukaryota; Metazoa; Arthropoda; Copepoda; Harpacticoida; Harpacticidae. Bases 157 to 996 code for a protein of 279 amino acids. The transcript is spliced from 5 exons.